UCUGCCGAUUAUCUUUGAAAGCUGAAGCGGUAACAACAUGGCCGUGAUACAUUGAAAGAAAUGUCAGAAGCGAAAUAUACGUCGGGCGAACUGAGAAUACCCUGAGAAUUUGAAACAGAUAUGAUUAUCGUUUUGUUCCAUGUGCUUUAUCUUCUGGGGAGAAUCAUUUACAAUACUUUCCAAGGUAAACGAGCGACUAUUAUCAAGGAAGAGAUCAGCUUGGAUAUUGUCGAGAAUAGUGAGAACGAUUUUGAUUACAAGUUCUAUCAAUGCGAGAUUAUGGGUUUGAAAUUUUAUCCACCGGUUUACGUACAACGAUAUGUCGCCGUUCAAAAUGUACUUAGUAGUGAGCGUUACUCUGGAAAGAUUAGAAAGGUAGUAGACUUUGGCUGUGCAGAAUUGGCCUUUUCAGUCUAUUUGAAGAAUACUCCUGGAAUCCAAGAAAUUUUACAUGUUGACAUAGAUAAAGAAAUACUGAAUACAUACAAACAUAGAGUUGAGCCACUUCAUGCUGAUUUCUUACAUACCAGAUCAAUUCCAUUGACAAUUCGUCUUUAUGAAGGAAGUGUAACACAUGCUGAUCGAAAGUUGGAAAACUGUGAUGCUGUUAUUUGUAUAGAGCUAAUCGAACAUCUCUAUCCAGAUACAUUAAUGGAUUUCCCAUAUAAUGUUUUUGGAUACAUCAAACCUCGAGUUGUCGUUGUGACCACUCCUAAUGCGGAUUUCAAUGUCCUGUUCGAUAAUUUCAGUGGAUUUCGUCAUCCUGAUCACAAGUUUGAAUGGAGCAGAGAACAAUUCCGCGACUGGGCGGAGAACAUCGUCGCCAGGUAUCCAAACUAUGAGGUGACCAUCCAAGGGAUCGGUGAUGGUCCUGCAGGUACAGAGCACUGUGGUUCUUGUUCACAAAUGGCAGUGUUUCACAGACGAGAAGAGAUCAAUCAAGAGUGGAUCCUUGGAUCAGAAGGACUAUUUAAGGAAGUUGCCUGCUAUGAGUAUCCUUUUCAAAUGGACAAUCGUUCUGACGAAGAGAAGAUUCUGGAUGCAGCAACCUAUUAUAUUAGAUAUUUAUGUGGAGUAGAGGAGGAGGAACUUGCUCUGGAUAAACUUAUGAAUUCACUAGUGGCUUUUUGUAUCACCACUGAGUUACUUCGAGAAAUUUUGGUGAACGCUGGUUGGACAAUAGUAGAUCGACCAGAAGGACCUGUUAUACUGGUGCCCGCACGUUCCGUGUUCUCCGAAUCUGCAUUCGAUGAUGAUGAUUUUCUGGACCACGAGCGACCGCGUUGGGGCGAUGAAUGGAAUACUGAUGAAUCUAGUGUUCCCACUGAGUAUUAUGAUAAUAAUGCUGUGCCUGAAGAAAAUUGGGAUGACGACGAAAUGGAUCAGGGGGAUACCUUUAACGUUCAAUAUAGUGGCGGGUUUGCAGAAGAUGAGUUGAAUCGUUUCAGUCUUAAUUAUUAUGAUCAUAACGAUGAAGGUUUGGAUGAAUUCGACCAAGAACUCGUCAUAGAAAAGACUUACGAUGAUCCACAGCGUACUCAAGAAGGAAAUCAUUUUGAUCCUUAUAUGGAGAUGGAGCAUGAUAAUCAUGAAGUACAGGAUUUUGUUCCAGUUGAUUUUCAUAGUAUUUCAGAGGAGCAGGAAUUACCUAGUAAUUCCGUAACUAUAGGUUUGGAUCAAAUAGAUUUGGAUGAUUUGGAUAUCUCAAAUUCCAGUUUACAAUCAGAACCAAUUGUUAUGACAUCAAUGCCAUUUUCUAGCUACGGAGAGAAUUAUUUCUCAGGAGAAGAAAGCAGAGUAAGUUUUUACUUGAAAACGGAGCCAACAGACGAUCCAUUUUACAAGCAAAAAUCGGAGGAUGCGUUUCAGAGGAACAGAGGACUUUCAGAGGAGGUUUUUAAUGGAGGUACAACUUAUUCUCUGGAUAAAAUGAAUCUCCAUGACGACAGGAUGACAUCUCAACCACAACGGCCAUUACAAUUGACAACGAGUAGCGGUCUUAAGUUACUGUUUCCGCCAAUUUUGCUUAAGUCCAAAUCCAUUGAUAAUUCUGUGCCAUCGAUUUCCAACGAAAUUCAUAUUGAAAAUGGCAUCGAACAGUUGCCAAUUAGAAAUGGGGAAUCUAUUGAGUAUUCAUGUAUAUCUAACGCACAUUUAAAACACGAAGCAAAUCCUAUGCAAAGUUUAUCGUUAAAUAGUAUUACCAGUGACAUAAGCGGGCAACCACAAUUUACUAGUUCUCCGCGAGUUCUCCUAGAAUCAGAAGAUAAAAAACCUAUGAAGAGUACUACAGCUUUACUCGAGGAACAAUUAUGCGAGAGAGAACAAGCACAACUUUCUUCUAGUAGAACAACAAUGGAAUCCAGCAGUAAUGAAAAUUUAUUAGAAAAUAGUAGUCAAACUUCUCUAUUGGGUUUAAGUAAUACCAGUGAAUCCAGUAGUCUAAUUAUGGAAAAAUGGUAUCAGAAUGAACGUAUCCCUAUGUAUCAACAAGAAUGUGUGACAUUAAAAGGCGGAAAUGAUUUUUCUGACAAACCGGAAGAGACCACAUCUGACAGUGACGUUCCUGAAGAUACAUUUGCAGGAAUGUGUGAAUCGAAGGAAGCUGAUAGUCGGUGUAAAACUAUUAUAACGCAGAAGUGUGAAUUAGACGAACAUUCUAGUCAAGAUGGUAAUAACACCCUGUUGAAUAACAUCAAUGAUUUUUCAAAAGAUUCAAAAUGUAUAUUCAUUCCGGAAGAGGAUGCGAAAUCCGAAAACAAUCAAAGUAAUUGCCAAACGUGUUCCAAGAAUGUUCUUAUCGCGGACACCGUCUCAACGAAAGAAUCAAAAAUUCCAUGUGCGAGCCAAAGACCGGCUUCAAAACAAGAAAUCGCCGAAGUCAAGCCAAUUUCACCGGAAGCUUUAGAAACACCACCAAAUAGUUUCUCGCCAGAGAUUAUGGACUCUGGAUACCCAAACUCAGCAUCAGCACUAGACAUAACACCUGAAAACGACUUAUCAAGUAUUGCACACGACAGGAUUUCUGACUCUGAAUCACCCAGUGUAGCGGAGGCACCUAGACCAGGUUUUCUGGAGCUAGUCGAGGUUGAAAAUGGCGACCUCGCUAAUAACAACAGAGACGGGGAAGGAAAUAACAUGAUAGCCGUAGGGAUUAACGAUGUGGAAGAUCUUCAACCUCUGAUUGACGUAUUAGAAAAUGAUCUUGAGAACGAGAACGACAUUUACGUCCUAGAAAACGGAUUUCCAUUGUGGCUACUGCGUAUUUUAGAAAUGGCUAAUCCUGUGGAUGUCGAGGGUGGCUUAAAUUACCAACACCCACCUGAUGAACCUGCAGGUGGAGAUGCACCAGAUCUUAAUCUAGACCACGAUGAAGGCUUCGAUAGUAGUUCCUCCGAAGAGGACAGCGUAGUGGAGGAUGAUGAGGAUGACGACGACGACGACGACGUAGACGAUGCAACGACACCAAGUAGUGAUAACACUGAAGAUGAUAAUCCAGGAAAUCUACCAAGAGACUGGGGAGCUGGUGGAGAUCCUUGAAACAUCUCGUUGACAUCCUUUACACAGAGAACCUGUCCCUAAUCCUGUAUGUACAUAAGCGAAGGCUUUUGGCUUUCCUUUCUUUUUAAAAGCAAUGUGAUAUUCUCUUUGUUACUGUCAAAGGUUUGAUCUUGUUAUAGCUCAUCUUUCCGAGUUGUGUGAAUGUGGUGAGAAUUUGACAAUACGUCAGGGAGUUUGAAUGAUCGAUGAAUAUACGAAAGUAGAUUGCAACUCAUUUAGCGCGUAUUUGUCAAAUAUAAUAUAAAUAUAACUGUCGUAGUCCAUAAUUGAAAGUUCGUAUUACACGAAAUACACGGUAUCCAUUUCAUCUUUUUUUCUAAUACGCGAUACACACGCUUGGAUAACGAUUAAUUAUAUUAACGAUAAUAACGAUUAAUCGUUUACAGUAAUAAAUAAUUAAUCGUUAUCCAUAGAAAAGAUCUUGCCUUCGUUUAGCGAGCUUCCGGAGAAAUCUUUGUCUAACUGCGUACGAAUGUUCUUCCAAAAAAAUGGAAAAUUAGCCGUUACUGACAUGUUACUUAUUAGUCUCUUUUUUUUGUAUUCUUUAAACGUAUAAUUAAGAACAGCACAUAAGACAUAUCAAACUAUUUGCGUGCGUCUACGGCGAGCCGGAAAAAAAGAGCGAAAAGAAAGACAAACUAAAAAUAUUCCAAAGAUGACAAAGUCGCUCGUUCGAUACAAUAUAUUUUCGUACGAUCAUGGAUCCAUUUUUUCUAUACCGCUAGUUUUCCUCUGCGUGCAAUUGCGCACUUCUAGUUUUUAUCUGCGUGAAGAUAUAUAUGUAUAUAUAUUAUAUACGUUUCAUUAAUUCGCAUACUUUUUUUCACUCUAUUAUUUUUCCACGGCAAAGUGGAUACUUGUUAGAGUUUAUGAAUUUGUUACGAUUCGAUACAAAAUAUAUUUGCUCUCUAUGUUUUUAUUUUCUAUUUGUUUAUUUUUAAACGCGUGCGGGUUGUGCUUGAGAUUAUUGAAAGUUUUGACUAAUGUUUUCUAGAUUGGUAACGGAUUAAAAGAAAAUUUACCUUCUAUCGUAAGACUGAUACUGCAUAUCGUUCUAUUAGCGAAUGUACGAUUAAUCGUAAAAGAGGAUAGUAAUAACAACAACAAUAAUAUUAACAAUAAAAAUAUGAGUUACGUAA
Cephus cinctus (wheat stem sawfly) is the source of this 4700-nucleotide messenger RNA. RefSeq lists its product as uncharacterized. Bases 121 to 3540 code for a protein of 1139 amino acids. The transcript has 5 exons. NCBI's taxonomy places the organism in Eukaryota, Metazoa, Arthropoda, Insecta, Hymenoptera, Cephidae. Gene Ontology annotation, cellular component: cytoplasm; nucleus. Gene Ontology annotation, biological process: RNA methylation; piRNA processing; siRNA processing. The record is from RefSeq and is a predicted model, not a curated record. Gene Ontology annotation, molecular function: O-methyltransferase activity; RNA methyltransferase activity.